Molecule: messenger RNA, 2754 nt
Organism: Tachyglossus aculeatus (Australian echidna)
Lineage: Eukaryota; Metazoa; Chordata; Mammalia; Monotremata; Tachyglossidae
Gene: HNRNPR
Product: heterogeneous nuclear ribonucleoprotein R
Exons: 11
Coding region: 31-1944 (637 amino acids)
Cellular component (GO): ribonucleoprotein complex; nucleus
Molecular function (GO): mRNA binding
Source: RefSeq, a predicted model, not a curated record
CCGCCGCGUUCUGCCCUGCGGCCUAAUAAAAUGGCUAAUGAGGUGAAUGGUAAUGCCCGACAGUUAAAAGAAGAGGAAGAGCCCAUGGAUACUUCCACUGUAUUUCACCCAGAGCACUCCGAGACACUGAUAGAGGCAGGCCUCCCCCAGAAGGUGGCAGAGAGACUUGAUGAAAUAUUUCAGACAGGCUUGGUGGCUUAUGUCGACCUUGACGAGAGAGCAAUCGAUGCUCUUCGAGAAUUUAAUGAAGAAGGGGCCCUCUCUGUGCUGCAGCAGUUCAAGGAGAGCGACUUGUCGCAUGUGCAGAACAAGAGUGCGUUUUUAUGCGGAGUCAUGAAGACCUACAGGCAGAGGGAGAAACAGGGGAGCAAGGUGCAAGACUCAACCAAGGGGCCAGAUGAGGCCAAGAUCAAGGCGCUGCUGGAGCGGACCGGCUACACUUUGGACGUGACCACCGGGCAGAGGAAAUAUGGGGGCCCUCCGCCGGACACGGUCUACUCUGGCCUGCAGCCCGGCAUCGGCACCGAGGUAUUUGUGGGGAAGAUCCCGCGGGACCUGUACGAGGAUGAGCUGGUGCCCCUCUUCGACAAGGCCGGCCCCAUCUGGGACCUCCGCCUCAUGAUGGAUCCUCUGUCGGGCCAGAACCGGGGCUACGCUUUCAUCACCUUCUGCGGGAAGGACGCCGCUCAGGAGGCCGUCAAACUGUGCGACAACUAUGAAAUCCGUCCCGGGAAGCACCUGGGCGUGUGCAUCUCCGUGGCCAACAAUAGGCUGUUUGUCGGCUCCAUCCCAAAGAACAAGACUAAGGAGAACAUCCUGGAGGAGUUCAGCAAAGUCACAGGUUUAACAGAGGGUUUGGUGGACGUUAUUCUCUACCAUCAACCUGACGAUAAAAAGAAGAACCGGGGCUUCUGCUUCCUGGAAUACGAAGACCACAAGUCAGCAGCGCAGGCCCGCCGCCGCCUGAUGAGUGGCAAAGUCAAAGUCUGGGGCAAUGUGGUUACGGUUGAGUGGGCAGAUCCCGUGGAAGAGCCGGACCCUGAAGUCAUGGCGAAGGUGAAGGUCUUGUUUGUGAGGAACCUGGCGACCACGGUGACCGAGGAAAUCCUGGAGAAGUCAUUCUCCGAGUUCGGGAAGCUGGAGAGGGUGAAGAAGCUGAAGGACUACGCUUUCGUUCACUUCGAGGACAGAGGGGCAGCAGUGAAGGCCAUGGACGAGAUGAACGGGAAGGAGUUAGAAGGGGAGGAGAUCGAAAUUGUCCUAGCAAAGCCACCGGACAAGAAAAGGAAAGAGCGCCAGGCGGCCAGACAAGCCUCCAGAAGCACCGCCUACGACGAUUAUUACUACUACCCUCCACCCCGGAUGCCCCCUCCCCUGAGGGGCCGAGGCCGUGGAGGGAGGGGCAGCUACGGCUACCCCCCGGAUUACUACGGCUACGAAGACUAUUACGACGACUACUACGGCUACGACUACCACAACUACCGAGGCGGCUACGAGGACCCCUACUACGGCUACGAGGACACCUACACCGUCAGGGGAAGAGGAGGAGGAAGGGGCGGGCGCGGGGCCCCGCCCCCACCCCGAGGGCGGGGCCCCGCGCCCCCCCCGAGAGGUAGAGCCGGCUAUUCCCAGAGAGGGGCGCCCCUGGGACCCCCCCGCGGAGCGAGGGGCGGGCGAGGGGGGCCCGCCCAGCAGCAGCGAGGAGGACGCGGGGCCCGCGGGGCCCGGGGCAGCCGGGGGGGCAACGUGGGCGGCAAGAGGAAGGCCGACGGGUACAGCCAGCCCGACUCCAAGCGCCGCCAGACCAACAGCCAGCCCAACUGGGGCUCCCAGCCCAUCGCCCAGCAGCCUCUGCAGCAAGGCGGUGACUAUUCCGGUAACUAUGGUUACAAUAAUGACAACCAGGAGUUUUAUCAGGAUACUUACGGGCAGCAGUGGAAGUAGACGAGACAGACAGACGCACACAGGCAGACCAGAGAGGGCUGGCGGUGGCUAUUGGCGUGACGCGAUGGGCUCUUAAGCGCUACCUUCUUCACAAACAAAUCAAAAUGGCCUUCACCUGUCGCGCCCUUCGGUGGCUUAGCGUCGCCAUUUGUAUUGGGUUGAAGAAUCACUUCUGUGUAUAUACUCGUCUUUCCCCCCCCACCCCCACCCCCUUUUUGUUCUGUUUUGUUUAUUUGUUCCUCUUCCUCUCUCCCCACUCCGCCCCCGUCACCCUCUCCCCUCAUCCACGCUCUCGGACAUUACUAGGGCUUUGCAGACUCCUCUUCCCCGAGGGUUACAGUGCUGCUUUUAUCGUUUUACGCUUCAUUUUAGCAGUUUCAAAGCAGGCUGGGCACAUCGUUCAAUCAUGAUUCUGGCAGAACCUCUGGUUUGGGACAGUCUCUCUUUUUUUUUUUCUUCUUUUUUUAUUAAUUUUUUUUGGACUUGGGACUAGACUGCAUAGGAGAAUGAAGUAUAUGCUGUAAAUAAAAGUACAAGCUAGUGCUUUGUCUCAGUAGUUUUAAGAAACUAAAAACCAACAAAUUUAAGUUUUCUUGUAUUGGAAAUAACAUGAUUGUAUGUUUUGCAUUCCUAGAAGUAGGUUAACUGUGUUUUUAAAUUGUUAUAACUUCACACCUUUUUGAAACCUGCCCGACAGAAUUUGUUUGGCUUAAACGUCAAAGCCGUGGCAAUUUGUUCCUUGAUGUGAUUGUAUUUCCAAUUUCUUGUUCAUGUAAGAUUUCAAUAAAACUCAAAAAUCUAUUCAAAACA